CACGCACUAAGCACGCUUCAUGCGCCAAGUCAAAAAAAUGAACAGGUACUCACGACUCAAGACUGUAAAGCACGAAGGAAGAUAAGUGAUUGAGAUCUAGCUGCUGCUGCUGCUACAGCAGAUGUGGUGUCGCAUGACCCUGCUGCAUGCUCGUCGUCGCCCUUUUCUCACUCACCUUGUGCGAUCAGGCAAACCCACCCCCCCCCAACCAAUCACCGAACCAAACAACGCAGAACUUUUUCAUUGUGAUUUGGGCGUGUUUGCAUGUGGCAGGCACACUUUCGAGAAAAGAUUUCUUCAGCCAAGCCUCGAUUUUCGCGAAUAUGUGUGCAAUCUAUUCACAACAGUCCCUCCCCCCACACCCCAGGCGCUUCAAAGCAGUCAGAGUCCGUCACAUGAAUCGUGAAUCAUGGAAGCCCUGCACAAGCAUCUCCUUCGGAUAUGCUUCUCGGUACAUCGUCUUGUUGUCAAGCAACCAUUCAUCCCCUCAGACCUAGCUGUACGGCCGCUUGAAUUGAAUCUUUCCCAAGCUUCGAGGCAGCUUAUCCUUGCGCCAAGCCGUCGGCGGCGAUGAGUCGCAGCUACAAGAUUGUGCCAUCGCCCUGCUCCCGUCCGCAAUGAUAGCUCGACGAAAGUCAUCUUUUCUG
Molecule: messenger RNA, 647 nt
Organism: Ceraceosorus guamensis
Lineage: Eukaryota; Fungi; Basidiomycota; Exobasidiomycetes; Ceraceosorales; Ceraceosoraceae
Exons: 1
Coding region: 147-497 (116 amino acids)
Source: RefSeq, a predicted model, not a curated record